Molecule: messenger RNA, 3201 nt
Organism: Saitoella complicata NRRL Y-17804
Lineage: Eukaryota; Fungi; Ascomycota; Saitoellomycetes; Saitoellales; Saitoellaceae
Exons: 1
Coding region: 1-3201 (1066 amino acids)
Biological process (GO): isoleucyl-tRNA aminoacylation
Molecular function (GO): isoleucine-tRNA ligase activity; tRNA binding; aminoacyl-tRNA deacylase activity
Source: RefSeq, a predicted model, not a curated record
AUGUCGAUUAACUUCGUCGCAGAGGAAGAGAAGAUCGUCCAGUUCUGGAGGGACAUCCAGGCCUACGAGACCUCCCUUGAGAUCACCAAGGACGGUAAGCCCUUCGUCUUCUUCGAUGGUCCUCCGUUCGCUACCGGCCUUCCUCACCACGGUCACAUCCUCGCCUCGACCAUCAAAGAUACUGUCACCCGUUACGCUCAGUCAACAGGUCACUACGUCGAGCGCAAGUUCGGCUGGGACACCCACGGUCUCCCCGUCGAGCACGAGAUCGACAAACGCUUGAACAUCACCGGCAAGGACGAUGUCAUGAAGAUGGGUAUUGACAAGUAUAACGCUGAAUGUCGCGCUAUCGUCAUGCGUUACGCCGACGAGUGGAAGCACACAAUCGAGCGCAUUGGUCGUUGGAUUGACAAGGAGGACUACAAGACUCUCAACACUCCCUUCAUGGAGUCCGUUUGGUGGGUGUUCAAGCAGCUUUUCGAGAAGGGUCAGGUGUACCGUGGAAUGAAGGUCAUGCCUUACUCUACUGGCUGUACUACUCCUCUGAGUAACUUCGAGGCUCAGCAAAACUACAAGGACGUCAACGACCCCGCAGUAACGGUUGCUUUCCCCCUUGUUUCCGACCCCUCCACCUCCUUCCUCGCAUGGACGACCACUCCAUGGACUCUUCCUUCCAACUUGGCGCUCUGUGUCAACCCCGACUUCACCUACAUCAAGAUCCACGACGAAGCUUCGGGCCACAACUACAUCCUCCUCGAGAACUGCCUCUCUACCCUCUACAAGAACCCCAAGACCGCCAAGUUCAAGAUCCUCGAGAAGAUUCCCGGAAAGGACUUGAAAGGUCUCGAGUACGAGCCUCUCUUCCCAUACUACGCCGACAAGUUCAAGGGUCGUGGUUUCAAGGUUCUUACUGACGGUUACGUCACCUCUGACAGCGGUACCGGUAUUGUCCACCAGGCUCCUGCUUUCGGUGAGGACGAUCACCGCGUCUGCACUGAGCACGGUGUUGUCGGUGACGAGAUCCACCCUCCUUGCCCUAUCGAUGAGUCCGGUAAGUUCACCAGCGAGGUCCCUGACUUCGAGGGUAAGCACGUUAAGGAGGCCGACAAGGACAUUCAGAAGGUGUUGAAGGCCAACGGACGCUUGAUUGUUCAGAGCCAGAUUAUGCAUUCUUACCCCUUCUGUUGGAGAUCCGACACUCCCCUCCUCUACCGUACCGUUCCCGCCUGGUUCGUUCGUGUCAAGAACAUCACCGGACAGAUGUUGGACGCCAACGCUCGCACCCGCUGGGUUCCUUCCUUCGUUUCGGAGAAGCGCUUCGCCAACUGGAUUGCUAACGCCCGUGACUGGAACAUUUCCCGAAACCGUUACUGGGGAACUCCUCUUCCUCUCUGGGUCUCCGAUGACUUCCAGGAGGUUGUCUGUGUUGGUUCCGUCGCUGAGCUUCAGGAGCUCUCUGGUUGCGGCGACUUGACCGACAUUCACCGCGACAAGAUUGACCACAUCACCAUCCCGUCCAAGCAGGGUAAGGGCGUUCUUCGCCGUGUUGAGGAGGUCUUUGACUGUUGGUUCGAGUCUGGUUCUAUGCCCUACGCUUCCAAGCACUACCCCUUCGAGGGUAAGGAGGGCUUCGAGAACACCUUCCCCGCCGACUUCAUCGGUGAGGGUCUUGACCAAACCCGUGGUUGGUUCUACACCCUUCUCGUCCUCGGUACCCACCUCUUCGGUCAGGCGCCUUUCAAGAACGUCAUUGUCAACGGUUUGGUCUUGGCUGCUGACGGAAAGAAGAUGUCUAAGCGGCUUAAGAACUACCCUGAGCCUACGGCUAUCCUCAAUAAGUUUGGUGCUGAUGCUCUCCGUCUUUACCUUAUCAACUCUCCUGUCGUCCGUGCUGAGACUCUCAAGUUCAAGGAGGAGGGUGUUAAGGAGAUUGUUUCCAAGGUUCUCUUGCCCUGGUGGAACUCUUUCAAGUUCUUCGAGGGUCAGGCUGCUCUCUUGAAGAAGAACCACGGUGUCGACUUCAGGUUCAACACCGAGAUGCCUGUCAGCGAGAACGUCAUGGACAGAUGGAUGCUUGCUUCGUGCCAGUCUUUGAUCAAGUUCGUCAAGAAGGAGAUGGACGAGUACCGUCUGUACACUGUCGUGCCGAAGUUGCUCAACCUCAUUGAAGACAUGACCAACUGGUACAUUCGUUUUAACCGCAGACGUCUCAAGGGUGAGUUCGGCAAGGAGGACACCAUCUUCGCUCUCAACACCCUCUACGAUGUUCUUCUUACUCUUGUCCGCACCAUGGGUCCUUUCACUCCGUUCCUUACCGAGACCAUUUACCAGAAGCUUCGCGAGUACGUUCCUGUGGGUACCUUCGCGAAGGAUGACCGCUCUGUCCACUUCAUUGGAUUCCCUCCCGUGCGUGAGGAGUUCUUGGAUGAGGCCAUCCAGACCCGCGUCGGCCGCAUGCAGAAGGUCAUUGACCUCGGUCGUAACUUGCGUGAGAAGCACACCAUUGGUUUGAAGACCCCUUUGAAGGAGCUUGUUGUCAUCCACCCCGAUGCUUCCUACCUCGAGGAUGUCGAGUCCUUGAAGGGUUACAUCGUGGAGGAGCUCAACGUUCGCGACUUGGUCUUGACUGCUGAUGAGGACAAGUACGGUGUGCAGUACAAGGUUCAGGCUGACUGGCCCGUCCUUGGUAAGAAGCUCAGGAAGGAUAUGGUCAAGGUCAAGAGUGCUCUGCCAUUGCUCACCACUGCUGAUGUCAAGAAGUUUAUCGCCGAGAAGGAGAUUGAGGUCAACGGCGUCAAGCUCGUUGAGGAGGACUUGCAGGUUGUUCGUGGUAUUGAUGCGGAGAAGAACCAGGGUUACGACACCAACACCGACCAGGACGUCCUCGUCUUGCUCGACAUUGCUAUCCACCCCGAGCUUCAGUCAGAAGGUCUUGCGCGUGAAGUCAUCAACCGAGUGCAGCGUCUACGAAAGAAGGCUGGUUUGGUUGCGACGGAUGACGUGAGGAUGCUCUAUCGUGUGGUGGACGAGGAUACCCUUGGCUUGGACAAUGUCAUCACUCAACAUGAGGAGUUGUUGGUCAAGACUUUGCGAAGACCAAUGGAGAAGGCCGGUGCGGAGAAUGUCGAGGGUGAUGUCGUUGCGGAUGAAGAGCAAGAAAUUCAGGGAACUAGGUUCAUGUUACAAUUGUUGAAGUUGUAA